AUACCUCGCUUUCUCCUCCGCAUUGGGGACGCUACCCGCUCUCUCUCUCUCUCCUAGCUCUCACAGUGGCAGAACCGUAAAUACCAGCUCGCGAGAUUCCUUGCCUCCAUUAGAACCACGAGCUUGAGUCUCUCUUUCUCGCUCCUCAUGCCGUAAAUGUUACUUUAAUGGCGUAAUCGUACGAUUCCUUUCUUGGACUUGGUCGCUGCUUACGAAACCCUAGCUUUUGAGAGUUUUUAGUUGUGUGGCAGUGGCUUGAUCAUUCUGGAUCGUUUGUUUAUGGUUGUUUCAGUGAUCAAGUAUUCAGAUCCCCUUAUGGUUGUACAUUGAAAUUGAGGCUCAAAAGAUUCAUUUUUCUGUUUCGGAUGGUUUAUCAACUUGAUCUUGGACAUGCUCAUGGUGUUUCAUGCUUUGAUGACUGUUUUAUGUGAUAGACCCGUACCAAUGUAAUUUGCAGCCUAGGAAUUUUCACUGUACCAUCAGAGUUGCAGACACAGAGGUCGACUUCAGAAUUUUCCUUCAUUUAUCGUUAUGAUGAUGCAAAUGAAGAAAAUGACAUUACGAUACAUGAUGCUUGCUGUUUUUCCGCUCCUAGUUUUUGGAAGUGGAGAUGUUUAUAUUGUCACCAUGGAAGGAGAACCUGUAGUGAGUUAUAAUGGUGGUAUCGAGGGAUUUUCUGCAACAUCUGUAGAUUUAGCAGAAGAUACUGAUAUUACCAGUGAGUUAUUUACAUCAUAUUCUGAUCACCUUGUGAGGCAACAUGAUGCACUUCUUGAUUCACUCUUUGAUGCUGGGACUUACACGAAGCUAUAUAGCUACCACCAUCUUCUUAAUGGGUUCUCUGUUCACAUGACCGCUGAACAGGCAGAAGUUCUCAGCAGAGCCCCUGGAGUGAAGUACCUGGAAAAAGAUAUGAAAGUAAGGAAGUUGACCACUCACACGCCUCAAUUUCUUGGUCUCCCAACAGGAGUAUGGCCAACAGGAGGUGGCUUUGAUAGGGCAGGAGAGGAUGUUGUGAUUGGUUUUGUGGACUCAGGAAUUUAUCCAAAGCACCCAAGCUUUGCUUCUCACAAUUCAGAUCCAUAUGGGCCGCUUCCCCGGUACAGAGGAAAGUGUGAGAUUGAUCCUGACACAAAGAGGAACUUCUGUAAUGGGAAGAUAGUUGGUGCUCAACAUUUUGCAAAAGCAGCCAUUGCUGCUGGAGCUUUCAAUCCUGGAAUUGAAUUCGCAUCCCCAUUAGAUGGAGAUGGUCAUGGAAGCCAUACAGCAGCGAUUGCUGCUGGAAAUAAUGGCAUUCCAGUACGAAUGCAUGGGCAUGAGUUUGGCAAAGCAAGUGGCAUGGCUCCUCGUGCAAGAAUUGCUGUCUACAAGGUUCUCUACAGACUUUUUGGGGGUUAUGUAUCUGAUGUUGUGGCUGCCAUUGAUCAGGCUGUUCGUGAUGGUGUUGACAUUCUUAAUCUCUCAGUAGGACCAAAUAGCCCACCAUCAACUACAAGAACAACAUUCUUAAACCCCUUUGAUGCUUCACUUCUCUCUGCUGUGAAAGCUGGAGUUUUUGUUGCACAGGCAGCUGGCAAUGGAGGUCCAUUUCCGAAAACGUUGGUAUCCUUUAGCCCCUGGAUUACAACUGUAGCAGCAGCAGUCGAUGAUCGUCGAUACAAGAACCAUGUGACACUGGGAAAUGGAAAAAUCUUAGCUGGGCUUGGAUUGUCACCUUCUACACAUGGGAACAGGUCAUACAACUUGGUAUCUGCAAAUGAUGUGAUGAUUGAUUCAUCUGCCCUGAAAUACAACCCUGGAGACUGCCAGAGACCAGAACUAUUAAAUAGGAGAAUGGUGGAAGGAAAGAUUCUUUUAUGUGGGUACUCCUUCAAUUUUGUUUCGGGUACUGCAUCCAUCAAAAAGGUUUCGGAAACAGCUAAGAGUCUUGGAGCAGCUGGCUUCAUUGUUGCUGUUGAGAACAGUUAUCCAGGAACCAAAUUUGACCCUGUACCUGUUGCCACUCCUGGAAUACUGAUAUCUGAUGUCAGUCACUCGAAGGUGCUUAUAGACUAUUAUAACUCUUCCACUAAAAGAGAUUGGGCCGGGCGGCCAAUAAGUUUCCAAGCAACAGCCAGUGUUGCUGAUGGUUUGGCACCCAUACUUCACAGUUCAGCUCCUCAGGUGGCAAUAUUUUCUUCCCGAGGGCCAGAUGUAAAAGAUUUCAGCUUCCAAGAUGCAGAUGUCCUCAAACCGGACAUAUUAGCUCCGGGCUCUCUUAUUUGGGCUGCGUGGGCACCAAAUGGAACAGAUGAAGCCAAUUACUUGGGUGAAGGUUUUGCCAUGGAAUCUGGGACUAGUAUGGCAGCUCCGCAUAUCGCUGGAAUAGCAGCACUUAUAAAGCAGAAGCAUCCCCACUGGAGUCCAGCUGCUAUCAAGUCAGCUUUGAUGACAACAGCUAUGACCAAGGAUCGAGGAGGGAAGCCUCUUCAAGCACAGCAGUACACUGAGACAGAAGCUGUGAAAUUGCUGCCAGCCACACCGUUUGAUUUUGGGAGUGGAGCUGUUAAUCCAAAAGCUGCGCUGGAUCCUGGACUCAUUUUCGAUGCAUCUUACAGGGACUACAUCAGUUUCCUGUGCGUAGUACCAGAGGUAGACCCUGAUGAAGUGAGAAACAUCACAGGUUCAGCAUGUAAUGCAACCAAAGGUAAACCCUCGGAACUCAACAGCCCAUCAAUCACAAUCUCUCAUCUCGAGGGAACCCAAACACUAAAGAGAACAGUGACCAACGUGGCUGAGACCGAGACAUACAUCAUCACCACAAGAAUGUCACCUGAGGUUGCCCUAGAGGCUAGCCCUCCAGCAAUGACAGUGCUCGCUGGAUCCUCAAGGCAAUUAACAGUGAGCCUCACUGUUAGGUCAUUCACUGGUAGUUACAGUUUUGGAGAGAUUCUGAUGAAAGGGAACCGAGGGCACAAGGUUAGGAUCCCAGUAGUGGCCAUGGGCUACCAGUAGCUGGGAAAAGGGAGGUUUUGUAGUGUGGUGUUAUAUUCUUUGUACUGUAUGAUAGAAUAAGAGAGGCACACUUCACGCAGUCCUUUGUAUCAUAUUCAACUCUACGGUAUAAAUGUUAAAGGUAUUUAAGUAGUAGAUGCUAGCUUUUGAGGAAUGUUACUUUGGUUUUGUGCGAUGUGCAUGUAUCAUGGAUUUUAUAAGAAUUAGUAGUUAAGAAUGAUAGGUUCGGACCUACAUACA
Molecule: messenger RNA, 3234 nt
Organism: Asparagus officinalis (garden asparagus)
Lineage: Eukaryota; Viridiplantae; Streptophyta; Magnoliopsida; Asparagales; Asparagaceae
Product: subtilisin-like protease SBT2.5
Exons: 14
Coding region: 532-2994 (820 amino acids)
Biological process (GO): proteolysis
Molecular function (GO): serine-type endopeptidase activity
Source: RefSeq, a predicted model, not a curated record